Molecule: messenger RNA, 1673 nt
Organism: Cucurbita maxima (winter squash)
Lineage: Eukaryota; Viridiplantae; Streptophyta; Magnoliopsida; Cucurbitales; Cucurbitaceae
Product: probable glycosyltransferase At5g03795
Exons: 3
Coding region: 143-1498 (451 amino acids)
Molecular function (GO): glycosyltransferase activity
Source: RefSeq, a predicted model, not a curated record
AUUCAACUGUUCGUUUGAAAAUUCCACAAACCCCUCUUCUACGUUUCAGUUGGAAAAUGGAAGCAAAAAUGGGUUUCGAUACAAAAACACACUUGUAAUCCCAAUUCAACACCCACGCCAUUUUGCUUUUCGUGUUUCCUCCAUGGCUCAACCUCCGUGCACCUCCUCCUUUCGAACCCUUUUCUUCAUCCCAACUUGUCUCGCUCUCAACACCUUCCUUCUCAUCCUCUUCUACACCUCUUCCUCUUCCUCUUCCUCUUCCAGUUCCACCCAUACUUUCUUCUUCUCCCCUCCUUCCCAACUCCGUCAAAUCCCCACUCAGUUCCACCACUCCUCUAUUCCACUCCUUUCUUCUGCUCAGAACCUCAGUUUAGAAGACACCAAUGGUGGACCGGCCCUGCCUCACACUCAACCCUCUUCUUCGCUUCCCUCCUUUGGAAGAAGAAUCGAGCAAGCGAAGGGAGUGUUCCAUGAUGAAGACUUAUUUCUUGAAGACUACAAAGAAAUGAACAAGAGCUUCAAGAUCUACGUUUAUCCUCACAAGCGCAAUGAUCCCUUUGCACGUUCUCUGUUGCCAGAGGACUUUGAGCCCCACGGCAACUAUGCCAGUGAGAGCUACUUCAAGCAAUCUCUCUUCAAAAGCCAUUUCAUCGUAAAUGAUCCCAAGGACGCCGAUUUCUUCUUCCUGCCCUUCUCCAUCACCGGCCUCCGUAAUGACCGUAGGGUUAGUGUUAGUGGUAUCCCCAAUUUCAUUCGAGAUUACAUCUUUAGUGUUACCCACAAGUAUCCAUACUGGAAUCGAACUGGUGGUGCGGAUCAUUUCUAUGUUGCUUGCCAUUCAGUCGGACGAUCGGCCAUGGACAAAUCAAGUGAAGCUAAGUCCAGUGUUGUCCAAGUUGUUUGCUCUUCUAGCUACUUCUUACCAGGCUACAUUUCACACAAGGAUGCAGCUCUGCCCCAAAUUUGGCCUAGGAAACAAGACCCCCCAAACCUUACUUCUUCAAAGAGGACGAGGCUAGCAUUUUUCGCAGGAGCGAUGAACUCUCCAACACGUCAAGAGCUGGUUCGAGUGUGGGGUAAGGACGCCGAGAUCUUUGCUCAUUCAGGCCGUCUUAAGACACCUUAUGCCGAUGAGCUACUCAGGAGCAAGUUCUGCCUUCAUGUGAAAGGCUUCGAAGUAAACACUGCCCGAGUUGGAGACUCGAUCUUCUACGGAUGCGUUCCUGUGAUUAUUUCCAAUUACUAUGACCUCCCAUUUGGUGAUAUUUUGAACUGGAAGAGCUUCUCGGUGGUUGUAGCGACAUCAGAUAUCCCAAGCCUGAAGAAGAUUCUCAAAGGAAUCAGCGAUGAAGAAUAUGCAAUGCUGCAAAGCAAUGUGCUGAAAGUGCGCAAACACUUCAAAUGGCAUUCUUCUCCUGUUGAUUUUGAUACUUUUCACAUGGUUAUGUAUCAGUUAUGGCUUCGAAGAACAACAGUUCGACUUCGGUUGAUGGAUUAGAGAGAAUGUUCAAUCGAUCUUCUGCUAUUCCUACCCUUUUGCCAUUAUAUUGCAUUCAUCAAAUUUGUAUGAAGCCGAACAAGUUCAUGCAAGCUGAAUAGGAUCAAGCUCGAAGUUGUGUAUAUACAUUUUUUUUUUUUGGAAGUCACCUUCUCUUUUCUUCUGUUUUUUCUCA